AUCUUUUUCCAUGACAAAGGCUCAAAGAUUAGAUCUUUAUUCUUUUUGUUAAUGAACUAUUUGAGAACAUCAUCCUUAAUAAGACGAGUUCCCAUAUUAUUUCAGAGAAAAACACCUGUAGUAUCGACCCUUAAGUUUAAUUUAAGAUAUAUUCAUCUGCAGUUUUCGCAUCGUCCAAUCAAUAUGUCCGUUCAAACUCUCACUUCAAGUUUGAGCAAAUUGGGUUUAGACCAACCUGAAUUGGUUGAAGGCUCCCAACCUGAGUACAAUGUCAUCGAUGUGAUGAGAAACUACAUCACCGAUGAGUUGCACAAGGUUUCUGGUGUUUCUAAGGACAUCAUUUUCCCAGCUUUGGACACUCCAAACGUCAUGGAAAAGGGUGACUUGAUCAUUCCAAUCCCAAGAUUGCGUUUGAAGGGUGUUAACCCAAAGGAAAAGGCCGAAGAAUGGGCCACUGGUUUCGCCAAGGGUGAAUACUUGAGUGAAGUUAAGGCUGAAGGUCCUUUCAUCCAAUUUUUCUUCAACAAGAAGGUUCUUUUCAACCUUGUUAUUAAGGAUGUUUUGACCAGAACCACCGAUUAUGGUGCUUUACCAUUGGGUGUCGGUAAGAAGUUGGCCAUUGAAUUCUCCUCUCCAAACAUCGCCAAGCCUUUCCAUGCUGGUCAUUUAAGAUCUACCAUCAUUGGUGGGUUCCUUGCUAACUUGUAUGAAAAGUUGGGUUGGGAUGUUUCUAGAAUCAACUACUUGGGUGAUUGGGGUAAGCAAUUCGGUUUAUUGGCCAUUGGUUUCGAUAAGUUUGGUUCUGAAGAAUCCUUGGAAAAGGAUCCAAUUAACCAUUUGUUUGAAGUUUAUGUUAAGGUUAACCAAGAAAUGACUGCUGAAGGUCCAGAUGCUGUUGGUGGUAUCAACGACAAGGCCAGAGAAUACUUCAGAAAGAUGGAAGAUGGUGACGAACACGCCCUUAAGAUCUGGAAGAGAUUCAGAGAAUUGUCUAUUGACAAGUACGUUGACACUUAUGCUAGAUUGAACAUUCGUUAUGAUGAAUAUUCUGGUGAAUCCCAAGUUUCUAAGGAAAAGAUGAAGUUUGCCACUGAUCUUUUCGAAAAAAGAGGUUUGGUUCAUGAAGAUAGAGGUGCUAAGUUGAUCGAUUUGACCAAAUUUAACAAGAAAUUGGGUAAAUGUUUGGUUCAAAAAUCUGACGGUACUUCUAUUUACUUAACUAGAGAUGUUGGUGAAGCCAUGGGUCGUUAUGAAAAGUACAAGUUUGACAAGUCCAUCUAUGUCAUUGCCUGUCAACAAGAUUUACACGUUGCUCAAUUCUUUGAAAUUUUGAAACAAAUGGGUUUCGAAUGGGCUAAGAACAUGGAACAUGUUAACUUUGGUUUGGUUCUUGGUAUGUCUACUAGAAAGGGUACCGUUGUGUUCUUGGAUAACAUCUUGGAAGAAACCAAGGAAAAGAUGCAUGAAGUUAUGAGAAAGAAUGAAACUAAAUACGCCCAAAUUGAAAACCCAGAUAAGAUUGCUGAUUUAAUUGGUAUUUCUGCCGUUAUGAUCCAAGAUAUGCAAUCCAAGCGUAUCAACAACUACGAGUUCAAGUGGGACAGAAUGACUUCUUUUGAAGGUGAUACCGGUCCAUACUUGCAAUAUGCUCACUCUAGAUUGAGAUCUGUUCAAAGAAAGUCCAACAUUGACGACUCUAAGUUGGCCAAUGCUAACUUGGACUUGUUGACCGAACCAGCUGCUGAAUCCUUGGUCAGAAUCUUGGCUCAAUACCCAGAUAUCAUCAAGAAGGCCCAAAAGACUCAUGAACCAUCUACUGUUGUAACAUACUUGUUCCAAUUGAGUCACGUUGUUUCCCAAUGUUACGACAUCUUAUGGGUUGCUGGACAAGAAGAAGACUUGGCUGUUGCCAGAUUGGCCUUGUAUGCCGCUGCUAGACAAGUCUUGUUCAACGGUAUGACCUUGUUGGGAUUGACUCCUGUGGAUAGAAUGUAAGUAAUUCUUUUUUUUUGUAAACCAGCUAAAAGUACGUUCGUAGAAAAAAAGAAAUACGUCAUAGUAAUAUAAUAAAUAAUAGAAAUGAA
This is a messenger RNA of [Candida] anglica, 2084 nucleotides long. The record is from the annotation of a GenBank genome assembly. NCBI's taxonomy places the organism in Eukaryota, Fungi, Ascomycota, Pichiomycetes, Serinales, Debaryomycetaceae.